CACAUCCACACCCGUGACCACAUCCCCAUCUGCACCGCUGCUCCCAAACCCAUCCCAGUGUGCAUUCCCAGCACGGCUGGGGUCACCGCCCCGUUGUCCCCCUCCCCACAGCCGGAGGGGGCUGCUCCCGGCCAUCACAUCACCCCAGGGAAGGGAGGUGCAGGGGCAGGGGGGCAUCAGCAGGCCCAGCACACGCUGCCACCAGCCUGGUGCCACUUGUCCUGGUCACAGAGGGUGUGGGGACAGCUGCCUGUGCUGUGCGUGCCAGCAGAACCUGGCAGAGAGGAGCAGUGGACGUGCAGCUUGGAGCCACCAAACUGAUGCCUAAGCAGUUUUGCCCAUCUCCUGAGGUCGGGGUUCCAUGUUGAUCAGCAACCACAAACCAGUGGAGGAUAUUUUCGGUUAUUUGUUAGGAAAUCUCAGUAACUAACAGCGCAGGAUAAACCGCAGAGCACCAUGGCAACCCGCUCAGGGAAAUGCUAAUAACGGGGAUGUAAGGUGGGUGAUUAACCUAUCAAAAGCAGAACCCUAACAUUAACUUGGGUGCAGAUCUAUGCAGAAAAAAAUGAAGCUUUCCCACCAUGAGCAGGCAAAAAAGCAGAGCACCACAGGCAGCCACAGACCUGGCAGGGUCUCUGGGUGGGGGGAACAGAGGGUGGCACCUCUGGCUGCCCCUCUGCCCCCUGCCACUGCAUGGAGCAGCAGCGGGAUGAGGGCUGGUCAUGCUGCUCCCCUCUGCUUUGUCGGAGUGUGGCUGUGUUGUUUGGCUUGGCUUUGCCACCAGAGUUAUAAAUAAAAAUGUCUCUCCAAGAGUGCGUGACUCACGGUCCUCACCACAAGGAUAACCUCUCUGCUGGGAAACCUGAUCUGAGGAUGGAACUGCAGCAUGCAGGAAUCAAAGACAUCGCCUAAUUAAUGCACUUAAUCCAAAGGGAGAGCAGAUGAGCCCCUCACCCCACCUGGGUUGGGGGCGGGCUGCUGGAGAAUGUGUCUGAGCCCCUCUGGACGCCCGUCCUGUGUCAUCCCCAGGCUCCAGCUGCUGACAAGCCAGCCCCCAACCUGCUCCAGGGCCUGGUGGUUUCCCUCGGGCAGCAGCAGGGAGCUGUGGCAGUCGCUGACGUGGCCUCAAGCAAGCUCAGCAAUUUCUUUGCCACCCUGCAAGGGGACAGCUUGUGGGUGCUGGUGGUGCCUCAGCGUGAGGUAUCCCAGCGUGUGAGGCUGUGCCAGCCCUGUGCCUGGCACAGCACCCCCCAGGCUGGGACCCCUGCCCCGUGGGGACAGGGACGUGCUGUGCCCCAGUGCCCCAGCCCGGGGGGACCUGCUUUAUCCCGGGGGUAGGCGACGGCGGGGCGACAGCUGGCUGGAGGAUUUGCCGAGGGCAUUAUUUAACGCUGUGGGUAAAUGGAGGAACAGCAGCUAAUUCCGGAGCCCGUAAUCCUCUUCCUCCCCCGGGGACGGGGAGCGUGCCAGUCACGAACCCACCGGCGGGCCCUGGGACGAGCCCCCGCAGCUCCCCAGGCGGUGCCGCGGGCCGGAGCCACUCCCGGACCAUGGGUGAUGUGCAGAAGGGGCUGCUCUCUGUCAUCCAGAAGCUGAAGGGAUCCCCGGAGCAGGAGCUCCGCAUCGUCCUGCUGGGGCUGGACAACGCGGGCAAGACGACGCUGCUGAAGCGCCUGGCGUCCGAGGAGGUCAGCACCAUCACCCCCACACAGGGAUUCAACAUCAAGAGCGUCCAGUCCCACGGUUUGAAGCUGAAUGUUUGGGACAUCGGCGGGCAGCGCUCCAUCCGCCCCUACUGGAAGAAGUACCUGGGCAGCACAGACCUGCUGAUUUACGUCAUUGACAGUGCUGACCAGAAGCGUUUUGAGGAGACAGGGCAGGAGCUGGCAGAGCUCACGGAGGACGAGUCCCUCACGGGGGUCCCGCUGCUGGUGUUUGCCAACAAGCAGGACCUGGUGACUGCAGCGCCCGCGGCUGAAAUCGCAGAAGGGCUGAGCCUGCACACCUACCGGGACCGGGAGUGGCAGAUCCAGGCCUGCUCGGCCCUGUCUGGGGAAGGGGUGCAGGAUGGGAUGAACUGGAUUUCCAGCCAGAUCAUGAACAGGAAGAAGUGAGAGCUGCAAAGUGCCAGAUGGGACUGAGCUGCAGGUCCCUACGCCACGGCCAACCCCCCUGGUCCCUCAGCUCCCCGAGCCUCAGACUGCCACGUUCGGAUGAUUUUCCCACCCAAUCUUCACUAGUCAAUCAGCUUCCCCUCUCCCUGC
Messenger RNA from Passer domesticus (house sparrow), 2264 nucleotides. RefSeq names its product ADP-ribosylation factor-like protein 3. The record is from RefSeq and is a predicted model, not a curated record. Gene Ontology annotation, biological process: cilium assembly. Bases 1551 to 2114 code for a protein of 187 amino acids. The transcript has 6 exons. Gene Ontology annotation, cellular component: microtubule cytoskeleton; cytoplasm. Gene Ontology annotation, molecular function: GTP binding; GTPase activity. Lineage: Eukaryota; Metazoa; Chordata; Aves; Passeriformes; Passeridae.